This is a messenger RNA of Gloeophyllum trabeum ATCC 11539, 1257 nucleotides long. RefSeq lists its product as uncharacterized. The transcript has 6 exons. NCBI's taxonomy places the organism in Eukaryota, Fungi, Basidiomycota, Agaricomycetes, Gloeophyllales, Gloeophyllaceae. The record is from RefSeq and is a predicted model, not a curated record. Bases 1 to 1257 code for a protein of 418 amino acids.
AUGGCACACAUUCUUGCGAGCCACAAUGAUGCUAGUGGCUUCGCUUCACGCCUUGAUCGGAUGCCGCAUAUAGCUGAGCUCAUCGUGUACCAAGACCCGCGACCGCAACGGCCCCCUAUCAAAGACUGUAGGGAGGACAAUAUAGAGGAUAUGUCAUGGGUGGCGGGCUCGUACGCCUGUCUCGCCGCAUCUCCUCAAGAUGUGAGAUCAAGCAUCUGGACCCGUAUUCUCUUCUUCGCUAUGGGUAAAGAUGGCAAACACUCUAUCAUUCGGACAUGCGAACGUUUCCCGGGCUCGAUGCCUAAUGAAGGACAAUGGCAGUUUCUGCUCAUCUGCAAGCAGCUCUAUGAGCUAGCACUUCCUCUCUUGUACCACUCCCCAGUUAUCACAGGUUUGGUAGGCCUCCAGUCAUUGUCCAGGAAACUGUCUACGCAACUGUCAUUAGGAUCUGAGAUUCGGCUGCUCAUGCUUUACAGGGGCAUUGCAUCCCGGUCUGAGAUUCUCGGUCAGCCAGAGUUGGAUGAUGAUUAUCUCUCUGAGGUGCAUCAGUUGGUCAAGAAUAUCCUGACCAAGGCCCCCAAUCUUCAGCAACUUCUCACCUACGAGCGGGCAUUCUAUAUCUACAGCUGCCCACCUUUUAUUAUGGAUUGGGCAGCAUUGAAAACCCUAUGCAACAUAGCAGGGUCAUCCUUACACACGUUGCACGGCUUCCAGAUGAAGGAUGAAGGCCAGAAAAGCUUAUCGCUCUUCCACGAUAUGAUAGCUAUACGCUCCCUGGAAUGGUAUAGCAGGACAGUGUUCCAUGAAGAUGACGGAGUCUUGCCUACCUGCCUGUCAUCACUUGAAGUGCUGACUCUGGGCCUGUAUGAUGACAGUCUUCUCAGCGCAUUGACGAAAGUCAACUUGCCACGGUUACGAAGUGCAGUAUUCCAACAAGUCAGCAACAAGAAUACCUCUCGCUCGCUACGGGAUUUCCUCGAGAAACACGGGUCAAAGCUGCAGCAUCUCGAGAUGGUCGUCCCGGGUCUGAAGAUCCGUUCCUUGUUCAAAUGGUGUCCCAACCUGAUACGGCUCGUAAUCAAGACUAAUUGCUUGCGGCCGGACUUCUCGGCGGGCGCGUUGAUCUCCCUCAUACACGGUGGAGGAUCUAGCAAAUUGAGAGCAAUGAUUAUCCAGGACGAAAAUGUGUCCACCGUAGCUUCAGACGCGCUCCUUAUUGCAACAUCGUGUCAUCAGGGGCAGGCGCAUCGCAAGUGA